Gadus morhua (Atlantic cod) is the source of this 6111-nucleotide messenger RNA. RefSeq names its product SRC kinase signaling inhibitor 1. Gene Ontology annotation, cellular component: postsynaptic density; cytoplasm; actin cytoskeleton. Lineage: Eukaryota; Metazoa; Chordata; Actinopteri; Gadiformes; Gadidae. The coding region runs from base 21 to 3677 and encodes 1218 amino acids. The transcript is spliced from 18 exons. The record is from RefSeq and is a predicted model, not a curated record. Gene Ontology annotation, biological process: regulation of dendritic spine morphogenesis.
GUGAGAAGAGAAAAGGUCACAUGAUUUCAGCGGGUGAUGUCGAGUUCCCGCGGGAGUACCACACGCUGGCGGACCGCGGCCGCGGCGCCCGGCGUUUCAACGACAACGCCGCCAACGGGGGCUUCUCCUGCUCGUCUCUGGACCGGCGAGGCAACGCCCGGAGUCUGGAGGCCCUAAGCACCUCCCACACGGCCGAGGCGGAGCGCCAACGCCAUGGCCUCCUGGACAAGCACAAAGUACCCAGCAGCCCUUGCAGUGCGCCCGCCUCCCAGCUCUCCACCCCUGCCAGACAGCAGCAACAACCAAACUACUGGAGUUUCAAGUCCCGCACGCCCCGCCUCGCGCGCCCCAACACCGCCCAGCCCACGCCGGGCCACCAGGCCAGCCGGACGCCCCUAGUGACGGCCAGGAGCCAGGAGACCAUGUCGGAGGGGGACGUCCCCCUGGGGUUCAACCGCAUGAACCGCCUGAGGCAGAGCCUGCCCCUGGCCCGCUCCUCCAGCCAGGCCAAGCUCCGGGCCCCAGGCGUCCUGUUCCUCCAGCUGGGGGAGGAGACCCGGCGGGUCCACCUGACCCAUGAGCUCACCUCCCUGGACACACUGAGGGCUCUCAUCGUGCACAUGUUCCCCCAGAGGCUCACUAUGGCCAUGCUGAGGUGUCCCAGCACGGCGCUGCUCAUCAAGGACGAGACGCGGAACGUGUUCUACGAGCUGGAGGACCCGCGCGACGUCCAGGACCGCUGCGUCAUCAAGAUCUACUGCAAGGAGCCCGUCUACGGCUCCUACCAGGCCAGCCCCCACAUCUCCAACGGGGACAUAAGGAGGGAGAUGGUGUACGCCCCUCAAGACUCUCCGCCCGGCCGCCGGCUAAGCACCGCCCCCAUCUCCGCCCCACACACUAACCCCGCCUCCGCCUCCCCCCCGCAGGGCUCCCCGGCCCGGGCCCGCCUCCUGUACAGCAGCGGGGGAGGGGGAGGGGGGAACCGCCCCUCCUCCUACGCGGGCCCCGCCCACCACCACACCCACUCGCUGCCUCACCCCCACGCCCCCCACUCCCACUCCCACCACGCCUCCCCCCUCCACCCCCAGCCCGCCUUCUGCCCCUCCCCCAGCGCCAUCCUGGAGCGCCGCGACGUCAAGCCCGACGAGGAGGUGGGCGGCGGCUCCCGGGGCAUGAUGCUCCUGCGGGGGGAGGAGCGAGGAGGAGGAGGGGGCGGAGCCAUCUACGCAGACCCCUACUCCCUGGGGCCCGACCCUGGCCGCCUCGGCCACGCAGGGAACCCGCACUCGCAACUUCCUGUGGUGCGGGCCGACCCGUACGGCUCGCUGUACCGCCGGGGGGGAGGGGGAGGGGGGGGCGGCCCCCCCGCCGGCUCGGUGCGCUCCCUCACCUCCUACUCGGCGGCGGCGCUGCAGGGGGAGCUGAUGGAGAGCGCCCUCUACAGGCCGGGAGGCCCGCUGUACGGCGACACCUACGCCGCCUCCAUGCUGGCGGCGGGCUUCCGGGUCCCGCCCCCCGCCUCGCCGCAGAAGAUGCCCGACCUCAGGGAGCCGUACGGGGGGGGCACGCUGCCGGGCCGGGGGUCCCCGGGCCGCCAGGGUCUGCGGAGGGGGGAGGCCCCGCCCAGCUCGGGCGGCGUGUUCGACCAGGGCUCCAAGGUCAGGGGCCCGGGGCUGAGCCUGGGGCCCGGGUUGAGUCUGGGACCCGAGCAGCUGUGUCUGAUGGGGGGCCCCGGGGGAGACGCGGGGGGGCCCGGCGCCUUCAGCUCCCCGCUGCUGCGCACCGAGACGGAGACCAGGGAGCGUAUGGAGGUGAUGGAGAAGCAGAUUGCCAGCCUGACUGGACUGUUGAAGAGCGUUCUGAGCAGAGGACCCGAUCAGGAGAGCAAGGAGAAGGUGGAGACGGCCAGCGAGGACUCUGCGGCUGACGCUGGACGAUCAAAAAUAAAGAAAGCUCAGACACCCUCGGCUCCCCUGGCCCUGAUGCCGCCCCCACCCUCCGGAGCCAACCAGCCAAUCACUGUGUCCCGGCUGCAAAUGCAGCUCCACCUGCAGGGCCUGCAGCAGAACACCAGCUCCCUGCGCAAGCAGCUCUCCCAGCUGCGCCACAUCCAGCUGGAGAACCAGGACGAGGUUCUGUCCUUGCUGAGGCAGACGGAGUCGGAGCUGAGCCUCAUGAUGCUGGAGGCCAUGCGCACCCAGGAGGACCCGCUGCAGAGACAGCGCCUCCUGGUGGAGGAGGAAAGGCUCAAGUACCUCAACCAGCAAGAGCUCCUCAUCCAGCAGCUGCAUGAUCUGGAACGGUCCGUAGAGGGGCUCCAGAAGAACCUGUCUGUGAACAAGGGCCUGGUGACGGAGCAGGAGGUGGAGAAGAAGAGCAUGGAGCUCCGGAGGCUGGGCGAGACCCUCACAGAGCUCAAGAACCAGUUCCCCAGCCUGCAGAGCAAGAUGCGGGUGGUGCUUCGAGUGGAGGUGGAGGCGGUGAAGUUCCUGAAGGAGGAGCCUCACAGGCUGGACGCGCUGCUGAAGAGAUGUAGCAGCAUGACCGAUACACUGUCCUCGCUGCGCAGUGUGUUGUAUCCCCACUGUACGUACAGACAGGUGAGCGACGGCGUGUGGAAGGGUCCCGACAGCCUCUCCAAGAGGUCGGAGGUCGCGGGCCAGGGUCCUGACCUGGACAUCCUCAACAGCCCGCCCCUGAGCCUGAGCGACCUGAGCGGCGGCGGCGGUGUCGGGGGGCUGGCCAACUGGAUGCCCGGGCUGGGGGGCGAGGCGGACAGGUCCGGUCCGGACCAGGACCCCCUGAUGAGCUUCAGGGCCCGGGUCCUGGAAGAGCUGCCCACCCGCCGGCCGGGGGACAAGAGCGUCUCGGCCGAAGUCCGUCUGGCAGCAGAGCGUGACUGGGAGGAGAAGCGGGCCAGCCUCACCCAGUUCAGCGCCCAGGACAUCAACCGGCUGCUGGAGGAGACCCAGGCCGAGCUGCUCAAGGCCCUGCCCGACCUGGAGCUGGCCGCCAGGCACGUCUCCAAGCCCGUGGUGCCCCCCAAGCCCCACAUCACCAUGGCGAUGACCUCCAACUCGGCCACGCCCACGGCUCAGGCCCCGCCCCCCAAUGCACAGGCGGCGUCCCCCGGCGGCGGGGGCGGGGACUCCGGGCCCGGCAAGGUGCAGCUCGCCGCCCAGAAGCUCAACAACAUGGAGGGCACGGGCUCCCGCCGCGGCUCCACUGAGCUGACCGUAGGACGCUACCGAACAGAGAAGCCCUCCAAGUCUCCGCCCCCCCCCCCCCCUCGCCGCAGCUUCCCGUCGGCCCACGGGAUAACAACCAAUCGCACCGGAGAACUCAUCCUCACCCCUAAGACGGCCAAGGAAGAGGAGGAGCCUAUCAAAGCGGUGGUGAAGCUACGGCGAGCGCCCUCCGACGCCCCUCGCCCAGCCUCCACCCCGCCGGUCAUCUCCGCCUCCGGAGUCCAAGACGAGGAUGACGAGGAGAGGAUCCUCGCUGAGCUGGAGAAUGCUAGUAUGGCCCCGGGGCCAGCAAAGGGCCCCCAGCCCACCGUGGCUGCCCGCCUCAAGAACCUCCAGCAGGGGAGCCUGGAGCGACCCAACAAGACCCGCAAGCAGAAGGAGGACUUCUCCUCAAAGAGCCCCGGGCAGCAGCAGGUAUUCCACUUCUGAGACAACAGUACCACCGCCUGGACUUACCGUCUGGCCCGCCUCCUCCAGACUUCCCCAGGAAACAAGUGACAAAAACACACAGGAGACGCCUGCGGAAAAUGGCGACGAGGUGAAAAAAAAGAAGAAAAAGAUUCUCAAGAGCACUUAUCGAUGUGAGUUUUCGGUAUUUCAGUUACUGGAUCUAAAAACUAGCUUGCGUAGAGAACAAGUUUUGUUGUACAAUAAUGUCGGUGUCUUGCUUUUUCCCAGAGGAAGCUGUUGGUUGUGUUUGUGACAGAUUAAGCUAGCUGUACCACAAUAAGUAACUUUAGCGCAUCGUUUAACCUCCAGCGUCAGCCUAUAGCCUCUGAACUGGAAAACACAGCAAGUCAAACUAACGAUUAUCCAUAUCCACAUAAUACCUUCAUCCUCCUCCUCCUCCUCCUCCUCCUCCUCCUCCUCCCCAAUUAUAUCUAACACCAGUAGGUGGAAUCAACGGUGCUCGAUAGUUAAGAUGGUGGGUUUAUUUUCUACACAUAAACCGUUUUGAGCCCUAAUGGGGACUGGUUUAAUGAGGACCACAGCCUGAAGACAGCCCUGAUGUCUUUACCGUCUGUACAUGGCCUCUAUAGAAGGACUCCGAGAACACUCCACCAUAGAUUGUGUUAUAUCAAACAAAGUGUGUUUGAUCGAAAUCUAUGUUAAGGCGAACACGUGUUAAACAACAAUAUUAUACCAAAUAUUAGAGAAGAUCCAACAGAGAGAUGUGAUGCUUGAAUAGAUGUUGAGAGAAGAAUGAGGGAUGGACGGUUGAGCUUCAAGCAACACCGAUAGAAAGGGGGAGCGGUUCCAAUCCAUUCCAGGAUAUCAGCCAAAAUAAGUUGUGGGUCAAUAGUGGCAAUAAGAGUUUACAUCACGGCUUGAUGGCCAUCAUUCCCCCCCCAAAGUCAACUUAAUCAUCUAACACCCAGACUACCUUCCCACUGUCGGAUACAUCCCCUGGAAAAACCCACGCACACUUGGCUCCGACGUCCGAGAAGCACAACAUAACGCAUGAAAGUAGCCAAUGGGAACCCGUGACCUUGACGACCGACCCAAUUUAGAAUCCUAUGUCCAACAGAUGUUGCCAUCUGGUGAGCUGACUGUGAUCCGUAAAAGAUCGACCUGCCCAGAGCUAGCCCUCUGCUGGGAACAGGCUGGAGACCAAAUGAGACGGUACGAGCUUAUAAAGCCCACUCAGACCCUGCUCUCCCAAAAACCUCCUCCCGACCUCCUCCUCAGCUCCCCUAACCUGGUAUAUCGGGACACCCACCACCCUUCCAUCCAUCUAUCUAUGCAUCUUGGUUCCAUCCACCCAUGCAUCCACCCAUCCAUCCACCCAUGCAUCAACCCUAUCAAACCCAUCCACCCAUCUAGUGUAUCUGUAUUCUAUGAAAGCUGACGCAGUCUGUCAGGUCUCAGUGUCACUGCGUCGCGACAAACCCGCACGCCCUCUGUUUCUGUCCCUAGAAGCGUCUUCAGUCUUUGUGAAUCUCUCCGAGCAUGUCGGCUGUAGAGGCUAACGCCCAUGCCUAGCCAGUGUCCCCAGAGGCCGGAUCACGGAGCAAAAACACAGCUGGAGAACGUUUGCUCUGUCUCUGCUGAGCCCUCUAAGCCCCUGAGACUCUUUCAGACACUGUUGUGUGGGUCUGACAUCCUCGUGCAAAUGACUGUGUAACUGAGAUUAGCUGGUAGCACUGAGGCUACAAGUUAGAGCCUAGGUUGGCUGGAAAAACUGGGGCUAACUGUUAGCGCUGAUGUUCGCUGGUAGCACUGAGUCUAGUUGUUUAGCGCUGAGGUUAGCUGGAAGCACCGAUGAUAGCUGAAAACAAGGAGGCUAGCCGUAAGCACUGAGGAUAGCUGUCGGCUCUGAGGCUAGCUGUAAGCGCUGAGGCUAGCUGUUAGCUCUGAGGUUAGCUAGCACUGAGGUCAGUUAUCUGGUAAAUCUUAGCUGCAAAUUCUUCUCAUCUUCAACCCUCCCGCCCCUCCUCUCUGCACUGUCUAGCUUUCAAUACUCUUCCUCCCCCUUUAUCUUCCCUCCUCACCCUCUUCCUCUCCUCCUCCUCCUCCUCUGCUCUUCCUCCCUCUCUCUCUUCAUCUUCUGCACAUCCUCUCCUCCUCCUCCUCUCUAUCCUCUACUCGGCUUCAGAACUCUACUCAGUUUUAACUAUCCAUCUCCCAUACUCUUUCCUCCAUUAGCUAUAGAGAGGAAGAGAGAAGGGGGAGAGAGAGAGAGGUAGGGAGAGAGCUGAAUCAGGACAGAUAGCCUGUGGAAAUACUUUUGACAGCAGAGUCCCAAACAUAAAAGCAUCACUACAUUGUUCUGCUUAUAUAGUCUCUCUCUCCACAACGCACUUUCUCUCUCUCUCUUUUCUUUUUCUUUGUCUCGCUCUCUUUGUCGGUGUGUGUGUGUGUG